Molecule: messenger RNA, 1773 nt
Organism: Penicillium soppii
Lineage: Eukaryota; Fungi; Ascomycota; Eurotiomycetes; Eurotiales; Aspergillaceae
Product: methylisocitrate lyase ICL2
Exons: 6
Coding region: 1-1773 (590 amino acids)
Cellular component (GO): mitochondrial matrix
Molecular function (GO): methylisocitrate lyase activity; isocitrate lyase activity
Source: RefSeq, a predicted model, not a curated record
AUGUUUCGCUCAGUGCGACGUCUACCUCGACGCCUUCGUAUUGCGCCCAUCUCCCCAUUGCGGCCUUUCACAUGGGCCGGUUAUCCUCGGAUGAUGCCUGUGCAACCCCCCGUGUCCAGCACCCUCCCCUCAGACGCCUACCAGCUGCUAUCGACACAAGAAAAAGCCGGUGAAGCUGAAGAUGCGCUCUACGAUCAACAAAUUCGAGACGUGGAAGCAUGGUGGAGCUCGCCUCGUUACGAGGGUAUUAAACGCCCUUAUACAGCUGCAGAUGUUGUGAGCAAACGCGGCUCACUGCAACAAUCAUACCCUAGCUCCUUGAUGGCGCGGAAGCUUUUCAACCUUCUUAAUGAAAGAGCGGCUGCUGGUCAGCCCGUUCAUACCAUGGGAGCUAUUGACCCCGUCCAAAUGACGCAGCAAGCUCCCAACCAAGAGAUUCUAUACGUAUCUGGUUGGGCUUGCUCUUCUCUUUUGACAAGUACCAAUGAAGUUUCUCCUGACUUUGGCGACUAUCCCUACAACACAGUCCCAAAUCAGGUCCAACGCUUGUUCAAGGCCCAGUCGAUGCAUGAUCGCAAACAAUGGGAUGCGAGGCGGAAGAUGACUCCCGAUCAGAGAAAAGCGACGCCUUAUACUGACUACCUGCGGCCAAUUGUGGCAGAUGGCGACACCGGCCACGGUGGAUUGUCGGCAGUGCUCAAGCUUGCAAAGUUAUUCGCGGAGAAUGGUGCCGCGGCUGUGCAUUUCGAGGACCAAUUGCACGGCGGAAAGAAGUGCGGCCAUCUUGCUGGCAAGGUGCUCGUCCCGAUGGGUGAACACAUCAACCGAUUGGUCGCUGCUCGAUUCCAAUGGGACAUGAUGGGCUGUGAGAACUUGGUUAUUGCUCGGACAGACUCUGAAAGUGGUCGACUUAUCAGCAGCGCCAUCGAUGUGCGCGAUCACGAAUUCAUCCUUGGUAUUACCGCGGAUGUAGAGCCUCUGGCGGAGACUCUCCAAGCCAUGGAGCGAGAGGGUGCCUUGCCCUCCGAGAUUGAUGCAUAUGAGCUUGAUUGGGUUAAGAAGCACAAGCUUGUCACCCUUGAUGAAGCUGUCGAUGCCCAUCUCGAGUCCGAGGGAGCCCCACAGUCCUCCCGUGACGGCUACAAGGCUUAUGUCAAGAGCAACCCCGACCUCUCAAUUACCCGUCGUCGUGCAUUGGCAAAUGAUUACGCCAAAACCCCGGUCGUCUGGUCAUGCGACAGCCCGCGCACUCGUGAGGGAUUCUACCACUACCGCGCAGGAUUCCCCGCUGCGACCAAGCGCGCGAAGGAAUUCGCUCCCUACGCAGAUCUCCUCUGGGUCGAGACAGGAGACCCGGAUGUGCAAAAGGCCGGCAGUCUGGCAGGUGAAGUGCGCGCAGCGUACCCAGGCAAGAAGCUCGUUUACAACCUGAGCCCUUCAUUCAACUGGAUGGGUCAAGGGUUCGACGAGGCUUCUCUCAAGUCCUUUAUUUGGGAUAUUGCUAAGCAAGGAUUCGUCUUGCAACUUAUCUCCCUGGCUGGUCUGCACACUAACGCCACCAUCACCACUGAGCUUUCACGUGCUUUCAAGGACGAGGGAAUGCUGGCGUAUGUUCGCCUUGUCCAGUCUCGCGAGAAGGACCUUGGUGUCGACGUUCUCACUCACCAGAAGUGGAGUGGUGCCCCUUAUAUGGAUGGCAUAAUGGGAGCUAUUCAGAGUGGAAGCAGCAGCAGCAAGAGUAUGGGCGAGGGAAACACGGAGAAGGGUUUCUAA